This is a messenger RNA of Emericellopsis cladophorae, 687 nucleotides long. RefSeq lists its product as uncharacterized. The record is from RefSeq and is a predicted model, not a curated record. Bases 1 to 687 code for a protein of 228 amino acids. The transcript has 2 exons. Lineage: Eukaryota; Fungi; Ascomycota; Sordariomycetes; Hypocreales; Bionectriaceae.
AUGGCGCCACGAUAUCCUUCACUCGAAGGCAUGGAGAUUGCCAUUCCUCCAUAUGAUCAUCGAGACAGCGGCUUCGGCAUGGCGGAAACCGAGCGGACUGCAACGGCAGAGGAGUACGAUACGCGUCACCGCUCCGUCAUCAAGGCGCGCAAGGUGAUGGGCUGCGAGGUGGACAUUCACGACGCACGGAGCGAGGCGCGAAUACCCAGCGAACCAUCGAGGGUACAGUUCCAGAAUGAAGACGCACGACCUCGCAUGGACGCUGGCGAGAGGCGAUUCAGUGACAAGAGGGCGGCGCGGGAGUAUCAUCGCUUUGCGACAAGUUUGGUGGACGAGAGGCUGCCAAAGCCCAACUCGACACCAUCACAUGUGCAGAAGGCCUCCUCCCCAGGGCGUGCUCUCGUGACGCACAGCGAUGGAGGCCCCAGGCCUAGGACGUCGUGGGGGCCCGAGCGACCGCUCAGUGCUUUUGAGAGCGACUCGGAGGACGAAGAGACCGCUAGGCUCAUGGCUUCUAUCCGAGGAUUUUUCUGUAACGGGGCCAAGUGUGUUGGUAUCGAUGAGGAGACUGGGGGACGCGGAGGGAGAAGUCUGUUUGGGAAGGCUAGGGAGUGGCAUUCUGAGCGUACCAAGGCACGGCGGCGGGAGGAGAUGAAGAGAACCAUCCGCACGAGCCAUGGAGAGUAG